AUAAAUAGAAUCAGCAUCUCUGCAUUCAUUGAGUGUCGAAUUGCAAGUGAUAGCACAGCACAGCACGGAGAAAAAAAAUUAAAAACAAACGCAGAAACGAAAAUAAAAACAACAAAAGUAGAAAAGCAAAUAUACAACAGAUUUUAACAGAUAUUGCUACAAAAUGGAGCGCAAACAUUUCAACUGUUUUCUGGCUCUGCUGCUGGGCAUAUUCAUAUUCAAAAUGCACAUAUUUGGGGCAGUCGGCGAACAGGACGAGGAUAUACCACAUAAUGAAGUACGCAAUUGGGCGCUCAAGUUUGGCGUUGAUUUAUGGGAAUUUGGUCGACAGUUUACGAAAAUGAACGAAAUCAAAAGUCGCUUUAAGGACAACGACAUUGAAGUGAAAAGGAAGGAUGGAAUCAUUUUGUUGCGUGAAUUAGCAGCCGAGGUGAAGAACUUUAUGGAUUUCAAGCGCAACGCUGUUAUGCGUCUGAUGGAUUCGGCAGAGCAGGCGGCGCUCUCCGAGCUGGAGAGUCAGGGCAGCUCUGCGCUGGCGCAACAACACUACGACGCACGACGGAUAAAUGAGUACAAUGCCGAUGGCAAGCUGGCGGAUGGAGCUCGUCACAUGGACAUACGAUUCAUGCGACGCUUUGAACGCCUGCCGGUGAAUCUCAGUCUAAGCUCGAUUCUGGUGCCGCACGGCGUCGAUUUGGAUGAGACGGAUGUCAAGUCGGCAUUGCAGUGGAGCGCUCAUUUGGAUCCACUGUUCCAGAACAACUUGGAGCGAGAUCCGGCAUUGUCUUGGCAAUAUUUUGGCUCAUCGUCGGGUUUUCUGCGGCGCUUCCCAGGCACCGCUUGGCCACCGGAGGGGAGCAAGGGUAGCAAGCAGAUCCAUGAUUUUCGCACGCACAACUGGUUCGUACAGGCGGCCUCCUCACCCAAGGACAUUAUGAUAUUGCUGGAUGCGUCAUCGAGCAUGUCUGAGAAGUCCUUUGACUUGGCUGCGGCUACCGCUUUCAAUAUCCUAGAUACGCUUGGCGAAGACGACUAUGUUAACCUGAUAACCUUCUCGGAGGUGGUCAAGACGCCGGUGCCUUGUUUCAAGGAGCGUAUGGUGCGUGCCACGCCCGACAAUGUGCAAGAGAUCAAGUCGGCAGUGAAGGCCAUCAAGCUCGAAGAUACGGCCAACUUUACGGCCGGAUUGGAGUAUGCUUUCAGUUUAUUGCAUAAGUAUAAUCAAUCCGGUGCUGGCAGUCAAUGCAAUCAGGCCAUCAUGCUCAUCACGGGGAGCACCUCGGAGUCGCACAAGGACAUCAUUAAACAGUACAACUGGCCGCAUAUGCCAGUGCGCAUCUUCACCUAUUUGAUUGGCAGCGACUCUGGCAGUCGCAGCAAUCUCCAUGAGAUGGCCUGCUCGAACAAGGGCUUCUUUGUGCAAAUCAAUGACUUUGAGGAGGCACGUCGCAAAGUUAUUGACUAUGCACUGGUUAUGGCCAGACCGAUGAUUAUGUAUCAGGCCGAUCAUCCCGUACACUGGAGUCCUGUGUUUGUGGCCGGAAAAUCUGGCGGAUUAGGACGCGACUCUGAAUACCAACGGCGACUCGUCACGACAGUUUCAACUCCGGUCUUCGAUAGACGAAAUCAUUCGGUGCGUGUCGCCAAUCUGUUGGGUGUCGUGGGCACCGAUGUGCCCAUCGAGGAGAUACGCAAAAUGAUACCGCAGCACAAGCUGGGACCGAAUGGCUAUUCGUUUAUCGUCGAUAAUAAUGGACGGGUGUUGUAUCAUCCCGAUUUGCGUCCACUGAGCGAUGGUAAUCAAUAUAUUGAUCAGUUGCGUCCCAAAUAUGCCUCAGUCGAUAUAACGGAGUUGGAACUGCCGGAAACUGAAAUCGGCAACGAUCACGAGGUUGUCGAGAUGAACAAAAAUUUGCUUAAUGAGAUGCGUGGUGACAUGAUCCGUCCCAAGGAGGGCGAGACCGAGUUUACUGUGCUGAAUCAUUAUGAUGAAGCGAAGCGCGUGUCUACACGCACUCAUCGCUAUUUCUAUGGUCCCAUUGAGGAUACACCAUUUACGCUGGCUAUUGUGCUCCCGGAAAAGUACGGUAGCCAUGAGUUAGUCUCCCAGCAAGAGAUCCGGCAUUCGCGUAGCAAUGUUACCGAGUACUUCAAGGGGGACAAUUGGCGCGUACAUCCCGAUUGGGUGUAUUGCGAGUACAAUAGCGUAAGCGAUUUGGAGAAGGAGCGUGAGAGCUCCGGAGAGUAUACAUCGCGCGACCAAGAACCCAGCUUUGGCUCGCCAGAGGAGCAAGUAUUGCACUUCUUGGCACGUGCUGGCCGUCCUGGUUGGAAGUGGAUGUCGGUUCGACCAAAGUCGCCGCAGCCACAUCACAACAUGCAUGGCGGCUCACAAUCGGGCCACUUCGCCCAACAUCUGAAUGUGCAGGGUUCUCGCAAGGCUGAACCAUAUUUUUGCGAUCGAACCCUCAUACAGAGUUUGGUGCGCGAUGCCAUGGUAACAGAUGGUCUAGAUCGUAACUCCACGGGCUCAUCCAAUGGCAAGGAGGAUAAACAUCCCAUCGCCACAUUGAUGGCAAUUUUGAAGAGACAAGGAUAUCAAAAGUUUGUGGUCGCCACUUCCUUUGUAGCCACACGUUCGGGGCUGUUGCGUUGGAUCGAUCACAUCAAGCGUCCCGAGGAUACACCUGAGCCUCACUUCAGUGAGGAGAAUGUGCGAGCCAUGGACACAUCUUGGUAUAAACGUGCGGUGGAUCAGCAUACUGUCGAACCGGACAGUUUUGUCUAUAGCGUACCUUUUGGCUCUGGCUAUGCUAUUAAAUCGAAUGCUACUCUGGUAACAGCCUCGCAUGCCAUAUUUGUGGAACAUCGGGGCCACAAAGCUCCGGCUGGUGUUGUGGGUCUUCAGUUCCAACACGACUCGCUGGCCAAGCAUUUCAUUAAUAUAACAUCGGCGUGCACUGGAAUGACGGGUUGUAAGCGCACUUGCGCCUCCGAUAAUCUCGAUUGUUACGUUCUGGAUAACAGCGGUUUUGUCAUCAUAUCUGAGGAAAUGGAACACACUGGCAAGUUCUUUGGCCAAAUCGAUGGCACCAUUAUGGACUCGCUGGUACAGGAUCGCAUCUAUAAGCGUGUGACUGUAAAUGAUUAUCAGGGCGUUUGCUCCGAUUCCGAUAAUCCCUAUACGGCAGCUGGUGGCAUAUUGAAGCCGAAUCGUGUGGGUUCCUGGUUCUUUAAUCAUUUCGUAGCGCUCUGCGCCACUUGGUUAUCCUUAAUGCCGGCUACUUUGCGCGCCUGGCCCCAAGACGAUUAUACAUAUGAUGGCGAGGAAGUGGUCUUUGUUGAGAACAAUUAUUCAGAUGAAUAUGAGCCAUUCGAUAAUGAUUAUAAUAUGCCCGUGGAUCAGGAAAUGGAUGAGUUCUUCACAACUGCAGAUGUGGACUAUACCACGCCACCACCAAAGCAGCAUAAGCCCCAUUCAGGGCCCAGAUAUACACCAGAUCCACAGAAUGCGCGUCGCUGUGAUUUGCGUACGGAUCUUUAUAUGUUACAGCCAGAGCGUCUCAAUCAGGGCGGUCAAAAUAAUCCGCUAAAGGGGAAGCUAACCAAUUGUCAUGUGUCGGGCUGUGAGCGUCCAUUCAGCGUCCAGAAAAUUCCGCACAGCAACUUGAUUUUGUUAGUGGUGGACACUCUGUGUCCAUGUGGAUCCAAGCAGCUGGACAUUGAGCCCAUGGAGGAGUCGGGCGUUGUCGGUGCUUGCAGUACGCGUCGCCAGACACAGGAACAGGAGUCGCGCCGGCGACCCAAGAAAUGCAUUAACUACCAUCCCGAGGAGAUCGAAAUACAACAAUGUGGGCGUGGUAGCACCUUACUGCACACAUCGGCCUCCGUCAUAGUGGCGCACAUUUUGAUGGUGACGGUUACAUUUGUGCUCGCCAAUGCGUGAUACUAAGCGCCCAUAGGAUUAGUUUAUUUCUCUUAGGCACAACUCAUAUAGAUGCAACACCAGGCGUAUAAGGUUCCAGUUGUUCCUUUAAGUUGUUAGUUUUGAGAGACAGGCGCGCCAUUACAUAAAAUAUUCUGUUAUUGAAAGCAAGAGUUAUACAAAAAAAAGAACAAAAAAACAAAAACA
Molecule: messenger RNA, 4132 nt
Organism: Scaptodrosophila lebanonensis
Lineage: Eukaryota; Metazoa; Arthropoda; Insecta; Diptera; Drosophilidae
Gene: stol
Product: voltage-dependent calcium channel subunit alpha-2/delta-3
Exons: 16
Coding region: 164-3946 (1260 amino acids)
Cellular component (GO): voltage-gated calcium channel complex
Molecular function (GO): voltage-gated calcium channel activity
Source: RefSeq, a predicted model, not a curated record